This is a messenger RNA of Empidonax traillii (willow flycatcher), 677 nucleotides long. RefSeq lists its product as uncharacterized. The annotation marks the transcript as partial. The record is from RefSeq and is a predicted model, not a curated record. The transcript is spliced from 5 exons. Lineage: Eukaryota; Metazoa; Chordata; Aves; Passeriformes; Tyrannidae.
AUCCAGGCCAGGACCGGACACAACAGCAGGGCCGUGCCCUUGGCCGCUUCCGCAGGGCAAUACAGGCCUUUCUGACAUCCUGGAGGCGUAGGGGGGCCAGGAUCACACCAGCUGUGGUCGUGGCACAGCCGGACCCCAUGCCGAGUGAGCUCAAACCAGAGCCAGAUGUCGGCAUCGUGUCGACUGAUGGCAGAGCCAACGGUGACAGCGCGGUGACCGAUGAGGUGACAAACUCCAGCACCGCGCUGCCUGAGCUCACCACAGAGGCUGAGGCCAGGGUGGCGCUGGAGCCCCGGCCCAGCUGGGCUGUGGGGCAGGGCGGCCAGUGCUGGGCGCAGGCAGCGCCCGGCCAAGGGGCAGAGCCCCAGCCAACCAUUCCCUCUGUACUCUGCUGCUCUCUGCAGGUGGAAAGCGAGAAGGAAAGAGUGGAGGAGUUCAUGUGGCAGGCCCUGCCGUACGUGGAGAGCCCGCAGGAGCCCCUGAAAGAGAUUGCCCUCAGGUUCAUAGGGAUUGCUGCCAAGUACCUGAGAAAGGGGGAGGAGCAGGAUGAGUUCAUCUCAGAGGUCAUCACUGAGGCCCUUCAAGGCAUGACUACUGACAGCCCUGCCAUCACAAAGCGGGCAGCUGAAACCAUGAGAAUCAUCAGGGAUUUCCAGAAAUGAAAACCAAAAUCAAAA